GCGACGGUAGGCCCGGAGCACAGCGGUCGGCGGCCGGCGGCGGGAGAUCGCGGGCGAGGGGAGCGCGAUACUCGCUGGUUGGGGAGAUCGGCGCUCAGCCGGGUGAGCGUGAGCCUGGGAGAUGGCAGUGAUGGAAAUGGCCUGCCCAGGCGCCCCUGGUUCGGCGGCCGGGCAGCAGAAGGAGCUCACCAAGGCCAAGGAGAAGGCGCAGGCCAUGGGGAAGAAGCAAAGCCCCGCCAACAAGCUCGAGGCCGUGGAGAAGAGCCCCGUGUUCUGCGGGAAGUGGGACAUCCUGAACGACGUGAUCACCAAAGGCACAGCCAAGGAAGGCUCCGAGGGGGGACUGGCCGCCAUCUCCAUCAUCGCACAGGCCGAAUGUGAGAACAGCCAAGAGUUCAGCCCCACCUUUUCAGAGCGGAUUUUCAUCGCUGGGUCCAAACAGUACAGCCAGGCCGAGAGUCUCGAUCAGAUCCCCAACAAUGUGGCCCAUGCAACUGAGGGCAAGAUGGCCCGUGUGUGCUGGAAGGGGAAGCGCCGCAGCAAAGCCCAGAAGAAACGCAAGAAGAAGAGCUCCAAGUCCCUGGCUCAGGCAGGAGCAGCCCUGGCCAAACCCCUGCCUAGAACCCCAGAGCAGGAGAGCUGCACUGUCCCCGUGCAGGAGGAUGAGUCCCCACUGGGCCCCCCAUAUGUCAGGAACGCCCUCCCGUUCACCAAGCCUUUGAAGGAGCCGGGCCUCGGCCAACUGUGUUUUAAGAAACUCGAGGAGGGCCUGCGGCCAGCACUGCCUCGAUCGGAACUCCACAAACUGAUAAGCCCCUUGCAAUGUCUCAACCACGUGUGGAAACUCCACCACCCGCAGGAUCUCGGCCCCCUGCCCCAGCCCACUCACCCCUUCCCCUACAACAGACUGCCCCAUCCCUUCCCGUUCCACCCUCUCCAGCCCUGGAAACCUCACCCCUUAGAAUCCUUCCUCCUUGACAAACUGGCCUAUAUGGACAGCCAGCAGCCCCUGCCCGGCCCCCACCUGGGCAAACUGGCCUGUGUGGACAGUCAGAAGGCCGUGCCUGGUCCACACCUGGAGCCCGGCUACCUGUCCCGGGGCCCGUGUGACAAGUUUUCUGUGGAGGAGUACAUGGUGCACGCCCUGCAAGGCAGCGUGAGCUCAGGCCAGGCCCACAGCCUGGCCAGCCUGGCCAAGACCUGGGCAGUGGCAGGUUCCAAGCCCCGGAAGCCCAGCCCCGAAACAAUGGACAGCGAGGGGGUCCUUCUUACAGAGAAACUCAAGCCGGUGGAUUAUGAGUACCGAGAGGAGGUCCACUGGGCCACGCGCCAGCCGUGCCUGGGCAGAGGCUCCUUCGGAGAGGUGCACAGGAUGGAGGACAAGCAGACCGGCUUCCAGUGUGCGGUCAAAAAGGUGCACAUCGAAGUGUUUCGGGCCGAGGAAUUGAUGGCAUGUGCAGGACUGACCUCACCCAGAAUCGUCCCUCUGUAUGGAGCUGUGAAGGAAGGUCCGUGGGUCAACAUCUUCAUGGAACUGCUAGAAGGUGGCUCGCUGGGCCAGCUCAUAAAGCAGAAAGGCUGUCUGCCAGAGGACCGGGCCCUUUACUACCUAGGCCAGGCCCUGGAAGGGCUGGCAUACCUCCACACCCGAAGGAUUCUGCACGGAGAUAUUAAAGCUGACAACGUGCUCCUGUCCAGCGACGGGAGCCGUGCGGCCCUCUGUGACUUCGGCCAUGCUGUGUGCCUCCAACCCGAUGGCCUGGGGAAGUCUUUGCUCACGGGGGACUACAUCCCGGGCACAGAGACCCACAUGGCUCCGGAGGUGGUGAUGGGUGAGCCCUGUGAUGCCAAGGUGGACGUGUGGAGCAGCUGCUGUAUGAUGCUUCACAUGCUCAAUGGCUGCCACCCUUGGACCCAGUACUUCCGAGGACCACUGUGCCUCAAGAUUGCCAGCGAGCCUCCACCUGUGAGGGAGAUCCCACCGUCCUGUGCCCCUCUCACGGCCCAGGCCAUCCAGGAGGGGCUAAGGAAAGAGCCUGGGCGCCGCGCGUCUGCGGUGGAGCUGGGGGGAAAGGUCAGCCUGGCGUUGCAGCACGUGGGAGGUCUGCGGAGCCCUUGGAGGGGGGAGUAUAAAGAGCCAAGACGUCCGCCACCACACCAAGGCCAUCCGCCACCCAGCCAAGGCCACUCUCAACGGACCCCGCAGGCCCAGCCGAGGGAGCUCUCGCCUGGGGCUCCGGGACCCCAGCCAACCGAGGACACGACAGGCGGGGCCCCUAAGCUCCAGCCUCCUCUGCCCCCAGAACCCCCAGAGCGGAACAAGUCUCCAAGCCUGAACUGGUGCAAGGAGGAGUCCGGAACAUGGGAGCCAUUACCUCUGUCCUCCCUGGAGCCGGCCCCUGCCAAAACCCCCAGCUCUGCGGAGCGGAAGGCGACGUUCCCCGAGCAGGAGCUGCAGCAGCUAGAACUAGAAUUAUUUCUGAACAGCCUGUCCCAGCCCUUUUCACUGGAGGAGCAGGAGCAGAUUCUCUCGUGCCUCAGCGUCGACAGCCUCUCUCUGUCAGACGACAGUGAGAAGAACCCAUCAAAGGCAUCUCAGAGCUCGCGGGACACCCUGAGUUCCGGUGUGCACUCAUGGAACAGCCAGGCAGAGGCCCGCAGCUCCAGCUGGAACAUGGUGCUGGCCCGGGGGCGGCCCACCGACACCCCAAGCUACUUCAAUGGUGUGAAAAUCCAGAUACAGUCUCUCAAUGGUGAACACCUGCACAUCCGGGAGUUUCACCGGGUCAAGGUGGGGGACAUCGCGACCGGCAUCAGCAGCCAGAUCCCAGCCGCAGCCUUCAGCUUGGUGACCAAGGACGGGCGGCCCGUGCGCUAUGACAUGGAGGUCCCAGACUCGGGCAUCGACCUGCAGUGCACCCUGGCCCCCGACGGCAGCUUUGCCUGGAGCUGGAGGGUCAAGCAUGGGCACCUGGAGAACAGGCCCUAACCCAGCCUUCCACCACUGGCUCCGCUCCGCCAGAAGGGGCCUGCCUUUUUGGUGCUCCGUGUCACCCCUGCCACACGGGCUCAGCCUGCUCCCAGGGACCCGCCACCCUGUGGCUCGGCGGUGGGACUCCAGGAUCUGCUGUGUCCUGCCCAACCCGCCAAGAGAACGCCCGGUGCCCAUGUGAGGAGGAAGAGGGAGGCAGGAGACCACUUCCCAUGGGGAGCCAAAAGGGUCUUCUCUGCUCUGGUCUGAAAGAGCUGGCCUGACCUGCUUAGACCAGUGACCACUUGAUGGCAGUCAGGAUAGAACCGCUUCCGGCCUGGGUCAGAGGCCCCUCAGCCUCUAAGCGGAUGUGAGGGUGUCAAGUGUCCCAGAACCCACACCUAGGUCUGGUGCAGGAGCAGGGCAGCAGGGGUACCCACCCCUGGGUUAACGAGGAACCCUCUGACGGGGAUUUGAUGGUGCCUGGCCAUUGAACCCCUUUUUAGACCUAGCAGCUUUCCUGCCAGAGUCAGGGAGGAAUGUGGACGCUGGAAGUCUCCCAGGGAGAACUCGGCACACUUGUCACAUUGUUGGAGCACAAGUCCUGAGCCGAACUCACGUUUCAGCUAAGGACCAGAGGUGCCUUAAGUGAAAUGGUUCUCAGUCCCCAAGCACAUGUCCCUUUGCUGCCGGCCAUCAGUCUUCCCCAGAGCAGCAGGCUCUGAGCCCCAGCUGCAGCCCCAGCACUGGCCCCCCCCCCGACUGGCUGGCACUUAGCCCCCUCAUCUGUAAAAGCGAAGGACGUGGGGAACCCUACCCGGCAGGAGCCGUCUGGGGCUGGGGUGAGGCAGACAUGUGAGAAAGCAGCCACAGGCGCCCCCGUGCCUCCCGGCCCCAGCUUGUAACAUCGUGCACACCCAGCUUCCUGAGACACAGCCCCGGCUUCACACUCACACUGGCCCUGCCCUGCCCCUCGCCCAGGGGGCACUGCCAACUGCACUUUGCACUCUGAUGACCUCAAAGCACUUUCACGGCUGCCCUCCAGGAGGGCAGGUCAGUGGCUCUGCACACACACAAGCAGGACAGGAGAUGGGGUGAAGGGAUUCAAGUCUUGACCUGUCUCUAUGCUCACGACCCCUCAAACCUCCAGAGUUUUCUUUAAGAUGAGCCCCCCCCACCCUACGACGUUGCCCCAGCCCCAUCAUUUCUUCAGUGGGGGUGCUGAUCAAGACUCAUGUAGCAUUAAUCAACUGUGAAUCAUUGCGCGGGGGCCAGCCAGCCUCUGCUCCUGGGUGGGCGAGGGGUGUCCCCUGAGAUGCCUCCUUGGGAGAAGCUCGUUCCCAUGUCUUGCCAAGGUGGCCUCUGUCCAGCUAUCCACAUCGAGCCAUGCUCCUCCCCAAGGAGGGACCCCCAGCCCCCAGGACGUGAAGAGCUGCAGCCUUGGUGCCACAGAGUUCGGGUUGUAGAGAACUCUUUGUAAGCAAUAAAGUUUGGGGUGAUGACAAACA
Suricata suricatta (meerkat) is the source of this 4479-nucleotide messenger RNA. RefSeq names its product mitogen-activated protein kinase kinase kinase 14 (gene MAP3K14). Gene Ontology annotation, molecular function: ATP binding; protein serine/threonine kinase activity. Lineage: Eukaryota; Metazoa; Chordata; Mammalia; Carnivora; Herpestidae. The transcript has 16 exons. The coding region runs from base 122 to 2989 and encodes 955 amino acids. The record is from RefSeq and is a predicted model, not a curated record. Gene Ontology annotation, biological process: protein phosphorylation; positive regulation of canonical NF-kappaB signal transduction.